Belonocnema kinseyi is the source of this 1665-nucleotide messenger RNA. Its product is annotated as nose resistant to fluoxetine protein 6-like. Bases 1 to 1665 code for a protein of 554 amino acids. NCBI's taxonomy places the organism in Eukaryota, Metazoa, Arthropoda, Insecta, Hymenoptera, Cynipidae. The transcript has 9 exons. The record is from RefSeq and is a predicted model, not a curated record. Gene Ontology annotation, molecular function: acyltransferase activity, transferring groups other than amino-acyl groups.
AUGGCGGUAUUGAUUCAUGAAAAGAGAGUGUUGGUGUUAGAUGCAAGUACAAAAAUUCCUUCUGGAAUAUUCACUGGAAACAUUGUCGAUUUAGGAAUGUUUGAUGAGUGUCUUUCAGUCUCAGAAAUCGUUGAAGAAACUGUAAUUCGAGGACGUCAUUGUAUGUAUUCUUUCAAGGUCCGCAACCUUCCUGCAAGUAUCACAUUUUCGAUUUGUCUUCCUUCAUCAUGUGACGCCCAAGAUGUUAAAUUUAUUUAUGAAAAAGUGAAGAACAAUUCUAUUGACAAAAAUGGCGCGGAAAAUUGGAAAAUCGAUGCUUUUGAUGCCACCUGUUCGAGUGUGGACAGAGAAAUAUCCGUUGGAACUAUAAUUACAAUGUUGUGGUUUCAAACGUGGGGUAGUUUAUAUGUUUUCCUUGCGGCUUUUGCGGUAGAUACAUUUUUUCUGAUCAGUGGAUUUCUGAUGACUUAUCUCGUUCUUAAAGAAAUGUCAAAUGGAAAGAAAUUCAACAUUUUUUUGUAUUAUAUUCAUCGCUAUAUAAGAUUAACACCAGUCGUAGGAAUGUUAUUAUUAAUCACAAUAUUCAUUCUCCCACAUUUGGGUUCUGGGCCAAUUUGGGAAAAAUCGUUGAAAAAUAUUCUGAGUGGAACCUGUGAACAAAAAUGGUGGACUCUUCUGGUAUAUGUUCAAAAUUACGUCAGAACUGAUAUCGAGUGCCUAGGACACACAUGGUACUUGGCAGCGGAUAUGCACUUCUAUUGGAUUUCACCAAUUAUUUUAAUCCCUCUCAUGAAAAAACCAAAAUUGGGUUUGGCGAUAUUAGGAUCCUUAGUUAUUGCCUCACUCAUAAGUGUUGGUACUAUGGUGGCUGUUAAUGGAUACAUUUCUACUUUGUAUUCGAACUCUGCACCGGUCUCUGUCAUAAAGGAUUCAUUUCGAUUCUUUUAUACAGUCUCUCACACAAGAGCAAGUUCCUGGCUUAUUGGAAUAUAUCUUGGAUAUAUAAUACAUUCAAACCCUGCGAAGCUUAGUAAGACAAGUGUAUUUUACGGAUGGUUAGGAGCAAUCGGUUGCUUUAUUUUUUGCAUUAUGGGACAAAGAGUUUGCCUCGAAGAAAGUUAUAAAUAUAAUCUAACUUUCGAAACAACUUUUGCAAUGUUUUCGAGGCCAAUGUGGGCCAUUGGAGUUGCUUGGGUUGUCUUUGCUUCAAUUUAUGGAUACGGUGGUUAUGUGACAGAAAUAAUGUCAUUGCCGAUUUUUCUGCCGCUCAGCAGAAUAUCGUUUUGCAUUUAUAUCGUCCAUGCUACUUUACAAAUUGCAAAAGUGAAUACUACCAGAACUGCUGACUAUUUUUCGGAAUUUCAAAUGAGCGAUUGGAGCAGGUUUGAUUUUCUGCACGUGCUCUCGGAAUUCUUCGAGAAACACUUUGCGGAUCAAGAGAGAAAUCCUCUGGAAGCACGAAUUUUCCGGCAAGUGUCACUGUGGUGCCGUAAAGGUAUUCCGCAAGGGAUAAAUAAGCCAGUAUCCAUGACAUUAGACCGCAGACCCAACAAGAUUGAUGAGAGGGAGGGGUGCCAAUCUUUGGUAGCAUGGCACAUUGUGGCGCUUUCAAAGAACGAUGCCACUGUUCUAGCAUGCCAUUUGCGGCUAGAUAUUAGAGUGUAG